Condylostylus longicornis is the source of this 2853-nucleotide messenger RNA. RefSeq lists its product as uncharacterized. The record is from RefSeq and is a predicted model, not a curated record. Lineage: Eukaryota; Metazoa; Arthropoda; Insecta; Diptera; Dolichopodidae. The transcript is spliced from 4 exons. The coding region runs from base 260 to 2590 and encodes 776 amino acids.
AUAAGAAAAGGCUAUCUAGUGGGAAAUUCUGUUUUUAAAGAAGUUUGACGUCAAAAACAAAGAAGAAAUGGAACAAGAAUAAGAAAAUUCCAAAACACUCAAGCUAUAAUUUUUAAAUUUUCUACUAGUUAUUUUGGUUAAUUCGAAGUAUAUGUUUAUGCCUCUAAAGUUGGUUACGCAUCUUUAUAUUCCUGAAACGUGUGAAUUACAAACAUCUAUUUUGUAUUAUUUAAGAAUCAUUUGAAAAAAACACAAGAAAAUGCCAAGGAAACCAAGUAACGAAAUUUUGCAAGGGGAUAUGAAUAAGUGGGUUAAUGAUGCUUUGAAUUAUAUUGAAGGCUCUGAUGUCGACUCAAAUAAAUCCUUAAAAAACGUUGUUUCUAAUAGUCUAAAUAAACCCAUCGAUGUGAAAAAAGCGGCAAAAAAGGCUAAACAGAAAUUAAAAAAAGAAGAAAAAAGGCUUUUGUUUCAAUUGAGAGAGCUUCGCGAACAAUUUCAUAGUAUUUAUUUUAAAGAAUUUGAAGCAAAAAAUGAACUGAGAGACUUUAAAAGCACAAAAAAACAAGAUAAAAGGAAAAUUUUGGCUGUAGAAACCACGAUAAAAAAGUUAAAAAAAACAAAGUUAAAAAUAGAAGCUAAUAUCCUGGAAUUAAUUUGUAGUUUGAAAACUAUCAAUCCAAAUUUUAAGUUUGCUUAUCUUCCCACAAAAGAAGAACAGCAGCAAUAUGUAGAAGCAGUGAAGGUAAAUACAGAAAAAGAAGAAAAAUCGAAAAAUCGAGUAACAUCUAAAAACCCUACGCAAUUAGAAACUGAUCCAACAAUACUCCGGGCAACAGUUUUAAAUUCGGAUAUUUCAGGAUUCUCUCCGUUGUAUUCAACAAGUCCGCGAUAUUUUCCUAAUUCUAUUUCCGAUGCACCAGAAAACGAAAAUGCAGAGCCGAGUAAAGAUUUAUCAGAGAGGAUUGUUACAAUACGAAGAGUAUAUUUGCCAGACAGCGAAGCUCAAGUAACUGUUACUGCCAAGGGGAAAUCGCCAGAUCAAGAUAAAUUAUUAUAUACGUUUGUAAAUGGUCAAUUGUUGCCUGCUAAUAAAACCAGUCAAACAAAAGUGAACAAAAAAAAGGAAACUGGGACACCAAGACAGUCAUACCAAUGUUACAAUCAACUUCAACACAUAGAAAAAAUAGAUCCAAAACUAAACAAAACAAGUUGCCAUUUGAAAGGUCAAAUUUCCCAAUACGAUUUUGAAACAGUCUGUUCAAAUAAUUUAAGUAAGGACCAAACAGACUCCAAAGAAGCUAGUAAUAAAAAAGGAAAAAAUAUUAAGUGUGAAAUUGAGUCAUUUAAAACCACAAAAAAUUUGAAAACGGUAAAAGAAGAGCAUCAAGAAAAUAUUGUACAACAAAAACAAAAGAAAAAAAAAUCUAAAAAGAAAAAGGACUUGAACAGCGAUUCCGUCAUUGAAUCAACUAGUAAACAAAUUACUUCCAACGAAAAUACUGAUUUGAAAAAUAGUUUAAUUGAGCCAUUUAAAUUGAAUUUCGGAAAAGAAAAUGUAUUGACAUUAGUAAAAUUAAAUGGAUCUGAUAAUGUAGGAGCUUUUCACGAUUGUGAACUAAAUCAAGAGCAAUCAAGCAAAAUCAAUCAGAAUUUUGGUGCAAUGGGGUGUGACUACAAUAAUCACGUUCAAUAUAAAUUUAAUAAUAGCUUGGAAAAUUUAUGUCCUGCCAUUAAAAGUCUUUCUUUAAAUUCUAAUAAUUUUCCAAAUUCGUAUUGUAAAUCUGAGAACCCAAGUAUUAUGGAGCAAUUAAAGCAAGGUGUAAAUGUCGAAAACUUAAAAUUACCCCCAGGAAUAUCUUUGACGAAAGUUGAUCCAAUUACGUCUCAAGCUCUACGUGUAAAACAAAACUCAAUUCAAAAAUUGUCGCAACAAAUUAAUGACAUAAAAAUUAAUCCGUCAUCUGUAAAUAAUUUUUCACCUAUUUAUCCCAAUAUUGAAAUUACCCCACAUUUUAUAAAUCAUGAUCCGAGCGGUCUUAUAAUGAUUGAUACGAACCAUAGUAAUUUAUAUAAGCGACCAGAACGAUGUACUCAAAUCAAACAAGAUACAAAUAAACAUUUACCCACUACAUAUCAAACUGAUGAACAAAAAAAUCAGGAAAAAUCCAAAAUUAAAACAAAAAAGAAAAACAGAAAAAAUAAAGUUAAACAAAAUACGCAAGAAUCUAAUUUUAUAACAUUAAAAAAUCCUGUGUUUAAUAAUUUAACUCGAAUGGAUGUACCUCCGGAAUUUUUAUGUCAAACACUGAAUGAUGAUCAACCAGCUUUAAUAACAAAAAAUGAAAACGGUAUGUUUACUAUACGGAAUACAGCUCUUCAAAAUAAUUUCUUAGGAAGAUAUCCGUAUGCAGGACCUGGUGGAAUAUUAAUACCAACAAAAACGUCACCAUCAAUUCCAAAGUCAGAAUGUAAAGUAGGACAUUUGCUUGAAAACAGCUGUGAUACUAGAAAAAUCAAUUAUAGUUAUCCUUUUAAUAGGUAUAUCGAAAGAUCAUCUGAAGAUCAUGUUUGCGAAUCAAGUGGAUAUUGAAAUCUUACAUUACCAGAUUGUCGUUUUUUUCCCACUUUAACAGGCACCUUGCAAUCUUAAGAAGUACAAGCAUAGUCUUUAACUGAAGCUUGAUUUUACUGGAUAGUAAAUAUUUUAUUGAAAGUGUCAGUAUCAGCGUAAACUUAGAAAUUCAUCAAAAUGUAUAUACUUAUCAAUUCAACUUAUUUUGACGCAAAAAUUUUUUUUUAAAUUUAAAUAAGAUUUCAGUUGGACAUGUACAAUAAAACCUUUUAGAAAAACCU